GGUCAUCGGAGCUCGACAAGCUGCUGGGCAUCCCCGACCCGACCAUGGCGGCCAAGCUACGGGAGGCGGUUGUGUGGGCCCGUCACUUCAUCCCCCCUUCGCCUGCAGCAGCCCCGAAGAGCUUGGAACAGCAGCGGCAGUCGGCCACCGAUCGAUGCAUCAACCUCCAGCGCCAGCUCGACGAGGCCGCCGACGCCCUGGUGGCGGCCGAGGAGCAGCUGGACGAGUGCCGUGGCUGGCGCGACACCUGCGCUGCCAGCCUGGCGGAGGCCCAGGCGGAGGAGGCCGAGCUCCUGCGCAGUCGGGCCCAGGCCUCUGGCAUCACGCCGCCGUCUCCUGAUGGCUCGAAAUCGGUCACCUGCACCUUCGAUGUGGAGUCGUUCGAGAACUUCCGCGAGAUAGAGGAGGAGGCCCAGACCAACCUCCGCCAGAUGUGCGAAGAGGGCCACAGGGUCAUGCCGGAGGCCCAGGCGGUGUUCGAGCGCAACUGCCAGGAGCAGCUACAGCGGCUCAAGGAGGACAUCGAGGAGGCCGCGGUCAGCAAACGCCGCAAGAGGAAGCGGCUCCAGCCAGAGGAGUCUGCAGGGGCUCCCGCCCAGGAGCCAGCGGCAGCAGCUGCGACCGAGAAGCAGGCGCCCCCCCUGCUGCCGCGGCGGCUGCCGCGGCCUCCGCCGCCGCGGCUGAGCCAACCAGCGGCUCCAGCGAGCAUGCCGCGAAGGCAGCCGAGCUUGGAGCUGCGGCAGCCGAGGCAGCCCGCCACCGAGCAGAAGGUGGCCAGCGCGCCGGCUGCGCCCGCUGCUGGUCAGACACCCGCGCUUGCAGACGCGGUGGCCAUCAGCCUUGGGCAGUGCCUGCCCCACCUGGAGCCCCUGGCGCUGCAGCAGGGCUCGCUGGAUGGCGACCUCCGCAUCUGCACCUGCAGCGGUGAUACUUGGAACUCGAUCGCCAGAGUCCCCGAGUGGAUGCGCAGACAAGGGAUCGAGCCGCACGUGGCGCUGGUCCAGGAGACUCGCUUCUCUUCCCAGACCGCCGAGGAGCAGGCCCACGGUUGGGCGAACCGAUGCGGCCUCCAGCUGGCAUGCUCGGUUGCGCUCAGAACGGAAGUGGCCGCCACGGCCGUGUCGUCUGGCGCCGGCAUCGCCACCUCGAAGUUGCUGGGCUCGGCGAGGUUCGCCCCGCCUUGGGCAGGCCAGCAUCGCGGGUUCUUCCCCCGCAGGAUCUCUUUGGGCAAGGGCACCACCAUUGCCAUGAUCUCGGUUUACCUCGAGGACUCCGUGGGCCUGCGGGGGCCCAACCGCCAGCUGCUCGCCGACCUCCACGAGUGGUGCGCGCUCUUGGACGACCCCUUUCGUGAUUGGCGGCGGCUGGAACAUCGAGGUGCAGCUACGUGCAAUGGCAACGAGUGCGACUACUUCGUCACCUCGACAGCGUUAAAGGCCAUGGCGGGCUCCAUCACGGUUCCUGCCGAUGCGCCGAACUGCCCUUACCAGGCGGUUUCCGUGGUGACACGAUGUUGUUGGGAGCGACCCAUGGCGCAGACCCGGCGGGUGCCCGAGGCUUUCGAGUUGGAGAGCGUGGCCGAUGACGCGGCCAGAGGCAGGCGCGACCAGUUGGUCGAGUCGCUGGAAUGGCCCCCUUUUCCCGACACUGGGCCCGAUGGCCCCAUCAAGGAGCGGCCCGCGCAAGCAGAGCUGGCUUUGCAGGCGCUCCAAGGAACGGGAGAGGACGAGGCCCGCUACUUCGAGGGCAGGGCCAAGGGCAUCAGGGCUAUCGCCGUCCCUCUCGAGGCCAAGGCGCAUGCAAGCCCACUCGACAAAGCUUCGGCUAUCACCCAGCGCUGGCUCUCCCUUCGCCACCUCGCCAAGCGCAG
This is a messenger RNA of Prorocentrum cordatum, 1870 nucleotides long. The record is from the annotation of a GenBank genome assembly. NCBI's taxonomy places the organism in Eukaryota, Dinophyceae, Prorocentrales, Prorocentraceae.